AUUAGAAAAAAAGAAAGCUGACAAGAAAAUGGCGGGAGGUCUUCUCCUAUGCUAAAUCCGUCACCAGGGUCUGUUGCAACUUGCAGAGAAGGAGGAACGAGGAAGAAGAGAGAGGGGAUGGAGGGAUUAGCGAUCAGAGGAGCCAUAGCUGUCGUCGUCUCCUUGUUGGUAGCUAUCAGGGCGUUCAAGCAUGGGUCCUUGAGCAAAUCAGGCGCAUUCAUGGGGUUUCUCGUGCUGUCGAUCCACAUAGCGGCGAGUUACAGAUUUGGGGCGAUUAUAUUGGCGUUCUUUUUCACCUCUUCGAAGUUGACGAAGAUGGGAGAGGAUAAGAAGCGCGGGGCUGAUGACUCAUUCAAAGUGGGAGGGCAGCGUAAUUGGAUUCAGGUUCUAUCAAACAGUGGAAUUGCAACCAUUCUGUUGGUUGCAGUUGGAUAUUUGACGGGUUGGAAAGAUGUUUGCUUAGAUUCUAAAGAAUCAUCCUUGGUAACAUGUUUAAUGGGUGGUAUAAUUGGACACUACGCCUGUUGCAAUGGAGAUACUUGGUCAUCAGAGUUGGGGAUGCUUAGUGAUGCGCAGCCUCGUCUUAUAACAACAUUUAAGACGGUCCCAAAGGGUACAAAUGGGGCUGUGACUGUAUCAGGUCUUAUUGCUGCAGCAGCAGCUGGAAGUGUUGUUGGCUUGACAUUCAUUCUUGUUGGACUUCUUACAGCAAGUUGUAAUGUGGAUGUGGCUCUGAAGCAGCUGUUGGUUUUGCCUCUCAGUAUGUUGGCUGGGGUUAUUGGUAGCCUUAUUGAUUCUCUCUUGGGUGCGACUAUGCAGUUUAGUGGCUUCUGUUAUGUCCGCAAGAAGGUUGUUGGAAAGCCUGGUCCUACAGUGAAGAAGAUAGCGGGUGUACAUAUACUCGAUAACAAUGGUGUUAACCUUGUAUCUAUUUUACUGUCAACUCUUCUCACGUCCAUUGCCUGUCUCUAUAUUUUCUGAAAUACCAUUGUAAUCUUUGAAAUUGUACCACUAAGUGGGCAGGCCGACCAUAUUUAUAGGUCUGGGCAUGAACAUUGAGCGUUGGAAAUAUUAUGUUUUCAGUUUCAAUUGAUAUACUUUGAGAUUUAGGUUUCUA
Nymphaea colorata (pocket water lily) is the source of this 1117-nucleotide messenger RNA. RefSeq names its product protein PGR. Gene Ontology annotation, cellular component: membrane. Lineage: Eukaryota; Viridiplantae; Streptophyta; Magnoliopsida; Nymphaeales; Nymphaeaceae. The record is from RefSeq and is a predicted model, not a curated record. The transcript is spliced from 5 exons. Bases 49 to 981 code for a protein of 310 amino acids.